AUGGCUGCCGGAAACUACCGGCCCAGUCUGUCUUCCAACGGGACUGUGCUCAGAUGUGCUUUCGAGGACUCGAACUCCAGCCUUAGCGAACACGGUCUGGUGGAUGAGCGGGAACUCUUGGUGAUCAGAGCCGUUAUAUCCGAAGCCAGGGAUGGCGUUCUAAACCAAGGCUUGGCUGCUAUCACGUGCUCAGUCAUCCACGUCCCUGAUUGGUCCACCAUAUCUAUACAGCGAGUGACGUCACCAUCCAGCUCCCAGGACGUCUUGACCGUCGGCCGUGACGGAAGUACGACGUGGUACGACGAGUCCAUGCGCAUGCGCGCCGUGCCCGAGUUCCGGAGGUCUGACUUGGAGUCGGUGGUCACUCUGUGGCUGUCCAGCAGUAGGUGUGGUGACCAGGGAACCUACACGUGCGUGGUGGAGGGGUCAGGGGUCAGGAGGCGGAGUCAUACCAACACCCCCUGCACACCCCUCCCUCUCUCUCCCCUCUCUGAUACUCCAGGACAGCAAAGCGCAGCUAGACAUUUCAUGUGACGUCACGAACCUUGGUCGUCCGAGAGCGACCAUGACAUUGGAGAGGAAGCUGCCCCAUGAGACUGGCUUCACCUCUUUGACAUUCGAUGACGUCACGAGAGUCGAGAACGGAGCGUGUAUGACGUCAGCACGGGGCAUUUACAAGACGCUUGUGUCACGUGAUCUCAACGGAACUAUUUAUAGGUGUGUGGUAAGGCCUGCGCCAGGGUCCGGGCACCUGUUUGAGCCG
Molecule: messenger RNA, 763 nt
Organism: Aplysia californica (California sea hare)
Lineage: Eukaryota; Metazoa; Mollusca; Gastropoda; Aplysiida; Aplysiidae
Source: RefSeq, a predicted model, not a curated record